Messenger RNA from Aspergillus steynii IBT 23096, 1050 nucleotides. Its product is annotated as 5-formyltetrahydrofolate cyclo-ligase. NCBI's taxonomy places the organism in Eukaryota, Fungi, Ascomycota, Eurotiomycetes, Eurotiales, Aspergillaceae. The coding region runs from base 99 to 815 and encodes 238 amino acids. Gene Ontology annotation, molecular function: 5-formyltetrahydrofolate cyclo-ligase activity. Gene Ontology annotation, biological process: tetrahydrofolate interconversion; folic acid-containing compound biosynthetic process. The record is from RefSeq and is a predicted model, not a curated record. The transcript has 3 exons. Gene Ontology annotation, cellular component: mitochondrion.
GUCUCUACCUUGUCGGCCUCUACGUUCAUCAUUCAUUACGUUGAUAUCAUCGCUUGCGCUCGAAGUCGAGACUCCAGUCUCCAGCCCCAUCCGCCGCCAUGACGAUGCCUGCUCUUCAGGUGGCCAAAAAACAGCUUCGGUCGAGAAUGGGCGAUGUCUUGCAGAGAAUCCCCGCGGAUUCCAUCACUCAACAAUCCAGAGCGGCCACGAGUAAACUCCUGUCCAUGGAGGAGUACCGGAAUGCGCGGCGCAUCGGAGUCUAUCUCUCCAUGCUGACGGGGGAACUGUCCACCACGGACAUCGUGCAAGAUGCGCUGGCAGCGGGCAAAGAGGUGUAUGUGCCACACAUCCACACCCUGAUGCCGCCGAUGGUGCAAGCGAAGACCUCCACAAUGGACAUGUUAUCCCUAGAUUCGAUGGAGGAGUUCUACGCGCUAAAGCGCGACAAAUGGGGGAUUCCGUCGUUCACGAAACCGCAAGCCGAGACUAAGAAGAACUGCUUCGGAGGGACUGGCAUCGCCGUGGAAGCCCGCCAGGACGAGGUCGGACUCGACUUGCUCGUCAUGCCCGGAAUGGCUUUUGAUUCGGGAUUUCGGCGCCUGGGCCAUGGGAGAGGAUAUUAUGAUCAAUUUUUGGCUAGGUAUUUGAAAGAUGCUGAGAGCCAGAACAAGACGCAAAAGAUGCCUCUACUCGUGGCUCCCUGUCUCAGGGAGCAAAUGCUGUCCGCGCCCGAACAAGUCCCCGUGGCCGAUCACGACUGGCUAGUAGAUGUUCUCAUCGUGGGCGACGAAGAGUGCACCUUCCGCCAGCGCUGAUUGAGAAACCCGAACCACCGAAGUUCACUUAAGUUAUCCCCUCAUGGCAAGUUUCUCGUGUACGUAGUAGAUGUGCAUAUGAUUGUUUCCUCCCACCGGGAACGUGUAGAUAGCUCUCUUGAUUAACAGACAAGUGUGGAAUUUGGUCGUGACACAAGCGAAAAAAAAUUGAUUUUGUUGUUUUUGCUUUUUCUUCCAUUUCGGUAUUUUUUUCUCUAUUAAAUGUUCGGCCCCU